AAUUCAAAAGAGGAGUUCUCAAACUUGAGCUUGCUCACAUUCUCUCUGCACCUGCUGUCAUAGCUCAUUACACAGCCAAGAGAGAGAGAGAGAGAUCCAUCGUACAAAACAAGAACAGAGUGACGAAACAGCGGCAGCGAAGGUUUGAUAGAGGCAAAUUUCAUUGACGUAAUCGUAAGGAGAAAUCACAGAAGAGAUUCAGGCAUGCGUAGCUGCGGUUUGGCUUUAUCAGGUACCGAUUCACGGUGCUAUUUACCGGCGAUGCCUCCGAUCUUUUCUCCGAUGAGAGCCUGUCCACCGGAAGGAAAUUCGCAGGUUUUGUUCCCUAAAUUGACACGGCCUCCUUCUGCUUGCGUUAGAGCAAAGGCCACGGUUGUCAACGAGGCGCUAGUCUCCGACGCCGUCGAGAUAAGCUUCUACGAGCUUUUAGGAGUGCCGGAGUCGGGGUCGAUGGUGGAGAUUAAGCAGGCCUACAAGCAGAUGGCUCGGAAAUACCAUCCGGACGUCUCGCCACCGGACCGGAUCGAGGAGUAUACAAGGAAGUUCAUCAAGGUUCAGGAGGCGUACGAGACGUUAUCGGAUCCUGUUAUGAGAGAUUUGUAUGAUAGAGACAUGGCGAGAGGUCUUCACCUUGCUUUCUCUGCUCGAAGACGGGGCUACAACCAUGAGGAAAUGGAUGAGAAGGGUGGGUGGAAGAGCCGUUGGCAGGAUCAGCUAUCAGAAUUAAAGAGAAGAAGCAUGAAUAAAAAUUCAAGAGCAAACAUGUCAUGGGGAGCUCGAAUGCGCAGGCAAAGGGACGAGCUUCACAACGACGAUAACCCGUAAUUUGGUUCUUCCCCUGCUCUGAACUUUCAACCUUCCUGCAUAUAGCUAAUAUUAAUACUCUAGCUAGAUACAGGACCUUAGCCUACUGAUUACUAGAACUUCUACUUGUUGCUCUGUGAAACUCAAAUUGCUUAGAGUCUGCAUAUUGGGAACUUGUUUCACAACGCAUGUAAAUCACUAGAAAACCAGCAUCGAAUGUGUGUGUGUAUAUAUAUAUAUAUAUAUAUCUGGAAAUUAUAGUAUCUCAGAGUAAUCUAUCAAUGUUGAAUU
This is a messenger RNA of Cucurbita moschata (crookneck pumpkin), 1095 nucleotides long. RefSeq names its product chaperone protein dnaJ 20, chloroplastic-like. Gene Ontology annotation, cellular component: chloroplast. The transcript is spliced from 2 exons. The coding region runs from base 205 to 825 and encodes 206 amino acids. The record is from RefSeq and is a predicted model, not a curated record. NCBI's taxonomy places the organism in Eukaryota, Viridiplantae, Streptophyta, Magnoliopsida, Cucurbitales, Cucurbitaceae.